Nerophis lumbriciformis (worm pipefish) is the source of this 2496-nucleotide messenger RNA. RefSeq names its product leucine-rich repeats and WD repeat domain containing 1 (gene lrwd1). Gene Ontology annotation, molecular function: chromatin binding; protein binding. Gene Ontology annotation, cellular component: nuclear origin of replication recognition complex. Gene Ontology annotation, biological process: establishment of protein localization to chromatin; chromatin organization. NCBI's taxonomy places the organism in Eukaryota, Metazoa, Chordata, Actinopteri, Syngnathiformes, Syngnathidae. The record is from RefSeq and is a predicted model, not a curated record.
CUUAAACCACGCCCACCGGAAGUAGGGCAAAUCCCCGGGAAAGUUUCUGUUGAGUUGGUGAGUGCACGACCCACGCAGGAGUUGCCAGAAACAAUGGAGAAAAUCACAGAGAAACUUCUCCUGGAGAAAGGCUCUCCGAAAAGCAAGAAACUUGAAGACAUCAAAACAUUAAAUCUUUCCAAACUGGGGCUAAAAUGUACAGACUUACCGGUCAAGCUGCUGUCCCGUCUUUGGUCCCUGGAGAGCUGGGAUCUGUCUGGAAACAGACUCCAAGAGAUGCCCAAAAACCUGGAGCUGCCCAAACUACGCCGCCUAGACCUGAGCGACAACCAGAUGGAAGACGUCACCCCUCUCGAGUGCCUGUGCAGCCUGGAGGAGCUGAAGAUGGAAGAUAACCUUUAUAUUACCGUGAGUGACAAUUACAAGCUCAUGACGCUGCUGCCCAAUUUGAGGAGCUACAACGGCAAAGACAUCACCACCACCGCCAACCACGUGCGCUUUGUGUUUACAGAGAACCUGAAGACCAGGAUGGUUGCAGUUUGGGAGAAGAGCUUCACCCUCCCGGAUCCUUUCACCGAGCAGAAACUGUCUGUCCUGGAGAAAGACUUUGUUAACGCGGCAUGCCGGGAGGUGAAAUACGGACCCAGUUCGGUCAGCGACUUCACAAAAUGGAAGGUUGCAACCAUGGCCAGAGAGUACCUUCACUCCCUGAUUGCACCAAAGAAAGAAACGCCCAAGAAGACUUGUGAGGUGUCCACCCCCGUCAAAAGGAAGCACCAAACCCCCGCGUUGACAGACUCCCAAGUCAGCCUGACGCCUUCAAAAAAGCCGCGAUCCGAUCCUUCGGCGUCCCCAGCUGAGGACAGCCCUCGCAAGUCCUGCCUGCGCCUUAAGAAUCAGGCGCUCACCGGCGGUGUUCCCUUGAGCCCUGCCAGGAGGAGUUCGCGUCCCCCCACCCCUACCCGGGCGUCGGCGGAGAAGGCGGCAGCAAGAAAGCCUUGCAACGUGCGGACGAUGAAGAUAGUGGCGGCUGAUGGAGCUCGGGGUCAACGUGGGGAGAACACAAGUGAUGAUGCGAUAAAGAAAAGCCGUGGCAGGACACAGCCGGUGCACCUGCAGCCUCUUCACGUGCUGCAGUGUCACAGCAAGCAGGACAACUCAGAGGACUUCUCCACUCAGCUUUGGGCCUGCGCCUUCCAGCCUCAGCAUGCCUCUUCGGCAGGAAGCCGCUUGGUCGCCACCUGCGGGGGAGACUCCGUGUGUGUGAUAGACUGCGAGGCAGGCAUGGUCAUGAAGAAGUAUAAGGUCCCUGGAGAGGAGUUCUUCACCCUGGCCUGGUCCACGGUGCUGAUGUCCAGAGGGGGCGGGGCCUCAGCACAGACUUGCAGCAUACUGGCGGCGGGGGGAAAGCGAGGCCUGGUCAAGCUGAUCCACCCCAAAUACAACGUGGCCUACGGAGAGUUCCGGGCCAGCCGCAAGGCGCUGUCGGUGCUGCGCUUCAACCAUCGGCGGGGCAACUUCCUUUUCACGGGCUCGUAUGACAACAAGAUAAUCCUGUGGGACAUUGGCGGUGUGGACAGCAGCUACAACUUCAAAGUCGUGCAGCUGCUGGCGUUGGAGAGCAGCGCCACCCCGCUACACAUCUGCCUGCCCCCCGCCGGGGCCGACGCCCACCUGCUGGCGGCGUGCGAGGACGGCCUGCACUGCUACAACACACAACUAUCCCCCAGCAGCGCCACCAAGAGGUCCAGAGAGGUGGAGAUCACCUUCCCCGUGUACGAGGAGGAGGACAAGGACCACGACUACCACACCGUGGACGGCCUCAGCUUUCUCACGGACGACGUCGUGGCCUCCAAGAACUUCACGCACGGCCGCAUCUACCUGUGGAGCUGGAACAGGACGCGCUCGCAGCGGCCCGGCAAGAGCGGACGCCUGCGAGCCGCCGUCCUGGCCGAGCUGCGCUGGGUCAACACGGAUAUUCCCUACUUGGCGGUCAACACCUGUCCUGGCCGAGCGUACGUCGUAUGCGGAGACAACGAGGGCAGGCUGUGGACGUACCACGUCACCGACAUCCAAAAAGACCGCUUCCAGACGGGGACGGCCAUCGAGCCCACAGAGGUGCUCCAGUGGCCCGCCCCUGUUUGCAAGGGUCUUGGCAAAGUGGAGGGCCCCUCCAUCAACAGCGUGGCCAUGGACCCCGACUUCCAGUACCUGGUGGCCCUCAGCGACAAGAACAUGGUGGUGGUGUGGAAAAGGAUUGCAUCAUCCUGAAGUUGGAACGCUUGAAGAGCCUUUUAUUUUUGUUUGAAAAAGUAGUAAAUGUUGGUGUUGAAGGAGUCAGUGAUAUGUUACACCUAAAACAUAAAUACUACUUUACUGCCUCAGCCUGUAAAAAAAACUUUUUAUUGUUUUCUUGUAAUUUGACAGCAGGAUAUACUGAUUUAUGUCAUGUGUCCCCUAAAAUAAACACAUUGUCAUAAUUCAAACUUAAAUUGG